Messenger RNA from Trichosurus vulpecula (common brushtail), 312 nucleotides. RefSeq names its product insulin (gene INS). Gene Ontology annotation, cellular component: extracellular region. Gene Ontology annotation, molecular function: hormone activity. The record is from RefSeq and is a predicted model, not a curated record. The coding region runs from base 1 to 312 and encodes 103 amino acids. NCBI's taxonomy places the organism in Eukaryota, Metazoa, Chordata, Mammalia, Diprotodontia, Phalangeridae. The transcript has 2 exons.
AUGGCUUCCUGGUUGGCUGCCCUGUCCCUGACGGUCCUGCUGGCACUGUCCAACCCCCCAGCUGGUGAAGCCCUCGUCAACCAGCACCUAUGUGGCUCCCACCUGGUGGAGGCCUUGUACCUGGUGUGUGGGGAGAGGGGCUUCUUCUAUACCCCCAAAGCACGCCGGGAUGCUGAGCAGCCACUGUUGGGUGAGGCCAGAGGGGAAGAGCUGCCCUUCCCACCUGAGUACCAGCUGCAAAAACGGGGCAUCGUCGAGCAAUGCUGCAACAGCAUCUGCUCCCUCUACCAGCUGGAGACCUACUGCAACUAG